Molecule: messenger RNA, 665 nt
Organism: Raphanus sativus (radish)
Lineage: Eukaryota; Viridiplantae; Streptophyta; Magnoliopsida; Brassicales; Brassicaceae
Product: ubiquitin-40S ribosomal protein S27a-3
Exons: 1
Coding region: 50-523 (157 amino acids)
Biological process (GO): protein ubiquitination; translation; modification-dependent protein catabolic process
Cellular component (GO): cytoplasm; nucleus; ribosome
Molecular function (GO): protein tag activity; structural constituent of ribosome; ubiquitin protein ligase binding
Source: RefSeq, a predicted model, not a curated record
UUCAUUUUGCCGUUGUUUCAAACAGUCUGUUAGCACCCCCGCCGCAAAGAUGCAGAUCUUCGUGAAAACCCUAACGGGUAAGACGAUAACCCUCGAGGUCGAGUCCUCCGACACCAUCGACAACGUCAAGGCCAAGAUCCAGGACAAGGAAGGGAUCCCUCCGGACCAGCAGCGACUGAUAUUCGCCGGGAAGCAGCUGGAAGACGGCCGCACUCUCGCCGACUACAACAUCCAGAAGGAGUCGACGCUUCAUCUCGUCCUCCGUCUCCGUGGUGGGGCCAAGAAGAGGAAGAAGAAGACGUACACCAAGCCGAAAAAGAUCAAGCACAAGCACAAGAAGGUGAAGCUCGCGGUGCUCCAGUUCUACAAGGUCGACGGAUCCGGCAAGGUGCAGAGGCUGAGGAAAGAGUGCCCUAACGCCACUUGCGGCGCUGGAACUUUUAUGGCGAGUCACUUCGAUCGUCAUUACUGUGGUAAGUGUGGGCUCACUUACGUUUACCAGAAAGAGGGAGCUGAGGCAUGAUUGCUUAAACGUUUAUAAGCGUUUUUGUCGUAUUAUGUAAUGGAUUCGAUGUUGAACUUGGUUUGGUUUUGUCUGGAUUUUGGUUUUUUCUUUUGUUUAUGUUGGUACUUUGAUUAGUCUGAAAUACAUUUCUUGCAAUAUC